This is a messenger RNA of Arachis ipaensis, 1215 nucleotides long. Lineage: Eukaryota; Viridiplantae; Streptophyta; Magnoliopsida; Fabales; Fabaceae. The record is from RefSeq and is a predicted model, not a curated record.
ACCUCCUAAACCCGAUUCCUUUGCUGUAAUCACGCAUGUCUAUCGCCAAACAUAGCAAAGAUGAUAUUUAGAGAAAUAAGGCAUGGCAAAGCCCCACCACGUUCGAAGGAGUUGGUUCCCAUUGGCAGUUGCGCAAAUAACUAAUUCGCUUUGCACUGGGGACUCUCCUCCCAAUAACCCCUUUGCCGUCUCUUCGAUUUUCCUUCGUUGCCUCCCCCUCUUUCAACUAAAAUCAUAAUGGGCUUCAGAUCCCUCUUCAACCGCAAGAAGAAACUCAUCAACAAAUCUUUAUCAUCGCCAUCCGACGCCGCCACCGCCGGCACCACCGGCUCCCCGCUCAUCUCCCGCUCGCCGUCCUUGGCGGUGUACACCCGCGCCGAGUUCGUCUCCGAAUUGGAGCAAGUCUUCAAGAAAUUCGACGUUAAUGGCGAUGGCAAGAUCUCUUCCUCGGAAUUAGGAUCCAUAAUGGGAAGCCUUGGGCAAUCUGCAAGCAAGGAGGAACUUGACAAGAUGAUUCGCGAGGUCGAUGCAGAUGGCGAUGGAUUUAUCAGCCUUGGCGAGUUCAUUGAACUAAACACCAAAGACAUUGAUCCCAAUGAGGUUCUAGAAAACCUAAAGGACGCGUUCUCCGUUUUCGACAUCGACGGCAAUGGCUCUAUCACUGCGGACGAGUUGCACAACGUCAUGGCCAGCCUCGGCGAAUCGUGUUCUCUCGAUGAGUGCCGGAAAAUGAUCAACGGUGUUGACAGUGACGGCGAUGGCGCCAUCGAUUUUGAGGAGUUCAGGACGAUGAUGACGGGUUCUCGCUUUGUGUCACUUGAAAGUUAAAUGGUCUCGGUAAAUCCAUGUCUCGUUAUAUAGUUGUCAUUAUGCCUUCAAAUAUAUAUACCAGAGAUUUUUAUGUGGGUAGAUUUGAUCGUGUUGAGUGUUGUUUUUGUGGUGGGAACAAAAAUGUCAGCGGAGUUCCGACUUACUCGGGCUUUUUGUAAAAAUCAAAAUGAGGAGGAGAACUAUGAUCUAGUAGCACUUGAUCCUUAGGAGAGAAUGUGUUACCUUUUUCUUGACAACUCGGAGCCUUAUUUUAUAUAAUAUAUGAAUGCUUUUUUGAUAGGAUAGGAAUUAAGAUCCCUUUUACUGAGUUCGUAAUGGGUAUUUUAUUUUCCUCCAAAGUAUCUCCUUUUGAACUUCACCUCAAUUCUUGGACAUUCAUGCGCA